Penicillium malachiteum is the source of this 975-nucleotide messenger RNA. RefSeq lists its product as uncharacterized. Gene Ontology annotation, molecular function: 3-hydroxyisobutyrate dehydrogenase activity; NAD binding; NADP binding. The coding region runs from base 1 to 975 and encodes 324 amino acids. Gene Ontology annotation, cellular component: mitochondrion. Gene Ontology annotation, biological process: L-valine catabolic process. Lineage: Eukaryota; Fungi; Ascomycota; Eurotiomycetes; Eurotiales; Aspergillaceae. The transcript is spliced from 2 exons. The record is from RefSeq and is a predicted model, not a curated record.
AUGAGUCUCGGUCAUAUAGACUCAGUUGGUUUUAUUGGUCUAGGGGCCAUGGGGAUGUGGAUGGUAGUUCAUCUAACAGAGAAGCUACCAGCAACCACGAGAAUCUACGUCUUUGAUAUUGUCACACCACUUAUGACAGAAUUAUUUGAAAAAUGCCCCCAUAAGGUCAUUCAAUGCGUGAAUGCAAAAGAUGUCGCAGAUCGUUCAGAAAUAAUCUUUACAAUGCUACCUGAAGGACAUCAUGUUAAGAAAGUAUACCUCUCAGAAGAUGGAAUUUGCUCUGGCGAUAUCGCAGGAAAACUGCUCAUUGAUUGCUCGACCAUCGACACAGCCAGUUUCCUCGAGGUGAGAGAUCAUAUAGCAAACCUCUCCCCGUCAACAUCAUUCUACGACGCACCAGUCAGCGGUGGGGUUAUUGGGGCUAAAAGAGGAAAAAUCGCCUUUUAUCUGGGUUGUGACGAAGAAAGUAAUCCAGAGCUCCCGAUGCUGGUAGAGUUACUAUCUCUAAUGGGAUCUCAAGUCAUUCCAUGUGGAGGUCCAUCUCUUGGACUCGCCGCCAAACUAUCCAACAAUUAUCUUUCCGGUAUCAUAGCUAUUGCCUGCUCCGAAGCAAUGGAUAUGGGUAUGCGUUCCGGGCUGGAUCCCCGUGUCCUAGCUAAAGUUUAUGCGGCUGGCACGGCUCAGAAUACCGUCUGUGAUCGGUUUUGUCCUGUCCCUGGUGUCUAUCCUGAGGCACCUUCUUCAAACGGAUAUCGAAACGGGUUCAAGGUCCAAUUGAUGAAGAAGGAUUUUUCGUUGGCGGUUGAAAUGGCUCAUAAGGUUGAAGCUGUGAAUGUACUUGGUGGAGCGGGCUUGAGGAUCUAUGAAGGAGCCAGUGAGGAUGUGCGAUGUAAGGAUUUAGAUUCGAGGGUUGUCUUUCGCUAUCUUGGUGGCAUUGAAGACUGGCAAGGGGAGAAGAAGCAAAGAGAGGAAUAG